Cyclospora cayetanensis is the source of this 1719-nucleotide messenger RNA. RefSeq names its product actin-fragmin kinase. The record is from RefSeq and is a predicted model, not a curated record. Gene Ontology annotation, molecular function: protein binding. NCBI's taxonomy places the organism in Eukaryota, Apicomplexa, Conoidasida, Eucoccidiorida, Eimeriidae. The transcript is spliced from 6 exons. Bases 1 to 1719 code for a protein of 572 amino acids.
AUGAGUGACCUCUCGGACUUUAGUGAGUCAGACUUUGACAAGGCAGCUUCUUCGGACAAGAAGAGCCUCAGCCGUGCUAAGACCAGCAAGGAUCCCCCAGCCAAGGCACAGAGCAAGUUACCGGAUUCCGAGGAGAAGUCCAAGAACCCUCCCGCUAGGAAGGAGUCGUCGAAAGGGAGUGACAGUGAGAAGAAGGAACCUCCAAAGCAUAAGAAAAGCACAAAGCAGCCUGGGCGGCGGAUGGCCAGUGGCUCCGAAUCCUUACCGGCCCUCGACAAAGCAACAGGUGUCCUCUCUCCUCCUGACUUUUUCAUUUCAAAAAUUGUUCAUGACAGCCAGUGUUUCACUCCGAAAGUUGGGCACUGCGUCGUAGAGGUUAAGGGGUUAAUCUACAUCUUCGGAGGGGAAGACCCCGACGGGAACCCAACCUCAGUUUUGCUAAAAUUUAACCCUGGAAGCAACAGUUUCGAAGUUGUUGACGAUCUUGACGACGGCCCAGGUCCCCUUCGUGGAGCGACUCUGAAUGUAUGGAGGGCACACAGCCGCGGGGAGCCAUCUCUCCUCCUGUUUGGAGGAAUCGAUGAUGAGAAGGAGGCGAAAUCCGAGGCUUGGGCUUUUGACUUGAACAAAAGCUCGUGGCAAGAGCUGAAGCUGAAGUCCAGGCCUGAAGCGCGGUAUUCUCAUGCCGCUGUCUUCUGCGAAAAGACCAACGGACUGUACUUGUUUGGGGGGCAGAAAGCAGACGGCACGGUGAUCCAGGAUGCUCAUGUCCUUAAAGGAACAACUUGGUCUUACAUCGAAUCCGCAGAGGACAAGUGCGCCCCUGCUGGUCGAUGCGGGCACUCUGCCUCUCUCUGCAAUUUGGAAGGUAAAUCUGUGGUAGCUAUCUUUGGUGGGGACCUCUCGGGUUCCGGCAAGGGCGACAAUGACCUCUGGCUCUACGAUAUCGAUAAAGACAAAUGGAAAAAGAUGGAAGACUUUGCAGGGGAGCCGCCUUGCCCUAGAUGGAAGCAUGCAGCGGCCUUCUUUGAUAACCGUCUUUGGGUUAUUGGAGGCACUUACGGUGGAUGGUUCAAGAACUACGUGAUGUCAGACUUUUUUGUAUUUGAUUUCCUCGCCAAGUGUUGGUUCAAAUGCGAUGUGGACCCAAAGGAGCUGGGGUCCCACACGGACAUCGGCUCGUUGACAGUUCUGCCCUCAAGUCGUGCCAUCUUCAUCUUCGGAGGGGCUGACCAACACGGCUAUCCCUCUUCGGAUGUGUACCGGCUUGCCCCUGUCUGCACGACGGUGACUUUGGGAUCUCUGCGGCAGGACAUUUCCAGGACAGUUGGGGAGGUGAAGCAGGUGCGAAGCGAGAUGGAUUCCACACUUCAGGAAACGCGGGUGAUGCGGGAUACGGUGUCUCGGCUUGAAGAGGCAUCUGGAGCCAUGGAGCAGACGAUCCAAGGAGUGACAAGUGCGGCGCAGCGGGCAGAGGUUAAACUCGGUGAAUUGACUAACAGCACUCAGUUGCUUCAGGACACUGUCAAGAAGCUGGAAGAAGCGCUGGCACAGAUGGACGCCACCGUGCGCUCCUUCGCUGUUGCGGAAAAGAAGUUCGGUAUAAUGGAGGUCACCAUCCAAGAGGCUCUCGCGAAGCUCGAACAGAAGGCGGACAUUAGUAGCCUUAGAGCAGUAGCAGCAAAGGUGGACCCUAACUCAGAUGAAGACGAUGACUGA